AUGAUGUGGCCCGUUCGUGGUGGAGGUGUCCAUGACUCCAGUACUGUAGGUGCUAGUAGUACGCUAUCUACGCCAUGUACUGUACUGGCAAACAAAGGGGACCAGGGUGCGGCCAGUGGUACGGCAUGGUACGUGCCUCGUGUCAGACCAGUCACCAGCGCCCUGCCCGCCCGGAGCCACGCCAGAAACGGCCUUGGUGCCCCCCUUGGCGGCGCGCAGUGGCACUCCGUGGCCCAGCUAAUCUCCGCCCGAACUGCAAAUUCCUCUGCUUCCAGAACCCAGGGCGUCACCGCCCGCCCAAUCACCGCCCGCCAAACGGCGUCCACGGGUGGGGGGGGGGCUCCAGGUGCCCGAGCGUCCGACAGCCCUGCGCUAUUAUUGCCAGUAGAGCAACCAGACUAG
Molecule: messenger RNA, 402 nt
Organism: Venustampulla echinocandica
Lineage: Eukaryota; Fungi; Ascomycota; Leotiomycetes; Helotiales; Pleuroascaceae
Exons: 2
Coding region: 1-402 (133 amino acids)
Source: RefSeq, a predicted model, not a curated record